AUGAUCGAAGGAGAAGAUAAUUAUGAAGAGGAGGAAGAAACUCCCAUGUUGGGGUUAUCUUCUUUAAAGCUCACUGUUGAACAAGAACUCAUCCAUGGAGUUUCUGCCACCAAUGAUCACAACAACACAAUAAGAACAGGAACACUAUGGAGUACAGUUGCUCACAUCAUCACUGCAGUGAUCGGAUCCGGUGUACUUUCUCUUGCAUGGAGCAUGUCACAACUAGAUUGCUACAGAUCACCCGACCCCAUUAAUGGAACUCGAAACCAAACUUAUACAGAAGCAGUUCGAGUCAUCUUGGGUGAAAAACAGGCGUUGCUAUGUGGUUGGCUUCAGUUUCUUAACUUCUUUGGGACUGGUGUUGCUUAUGUGGUUACAACCUCAACUUGUAUGAUAGCAAUUCAGAAAUCAAAUUGUUACCAUAAAGAAGGGCAGGAGGCUACAUGCGAAUAUUCGGGAAAUCUUUAUAUGUUUUUGUUUGGAGUUAUACAGAUUGUGAUGUCACAAAUACCUGAUUUUCAUAGCAUGGUGUGGGUGUCCAUUGUUGCUGCUAUCAUGUCGUUUUGUUACUCGUCCAUUGGUUUAGGACUUGGUGUCGCUAAAGUAAUUGAAAAUGGUAGAAUUGAUGGAAGCAUCAAUGGUGUCCCAGCUGGCAAUGUACCUCUAAAACUAUUGUUAGCUUUUCAAGCGCUUGGGGAUAUCGCGUUUGCUUAUCCGUAUUCCAUAAUUUUUCUUGAAAUACAGGAUACCAUUAAGUCGCCACCACAGGAGAAUAAAACUAUGAAAAAGGCAUCGGUUAUUGCGAUUAUAGUGACUACAUUCUUUUACUUUGGAUGUGGAUGCUUUGGAUAUGCAGCAUUUGGAAACAGUACACCAGGAAACCUGUUAACUGGAUUUGGGUUUUACGAGCCUUACUGGCUUAUUGACUUUGCUAAUGCUUGCAUCAUUCUACAUCUAAUCGGAGGAUACCAACUAUACAGUCAGCCGGUGUUUGCAUAUGUAGAAAGAUGGAUAACUGAGAAGUUCCCAGAAUCUGUAUUUCUAACGAAAAUCCACCACUUGAAGCUUCCAUUUUUGCCAGAUUUACAACUGAAUCUAUUCAGAUUAUCGUUCAGAACAGCAUACGUUGUGUCAACAACUGGAAUCUCAAUGGUGUUCCCAUACUUCAACGAAAUAUUGGGUCUCUUAGGGGCUUUGAAUCUAUGGCCAUUAGCAAUAUAUUAUCCAGUGGAAAUGUACAAAAAGCAAAGAAAGGUGGAAGCUUGGAGCACAAAAUGGAUUGUUCUACAAAUUUUUAGCAUUGUUUUAAUGGUGGUGUCAGCAGUAGCUUUAAUUGGAUCAAUUGGAGGAGUCAUAGAAGCAAAAACUAGCUAA
Messenger RNA from Lactuca saligna, 1374 nucleotides. NCBI's taxonomy places the organism in Eukaryota, Viridiplantae, Streptophyta, Magnoliopsida, Asterales, Asteraceae. The record is from the annotation of a GenBank genome assembly.